AUGGCAUUCGACGGCAAUCGUGACGGUUACCUAAACCAAGCCGAAGCUCGUGAUGCGGCCGAAUUUCGAGCCGGUGAUUAUAACCAGGAUGGAGCAAUGAACCGCGCUGAGUUCUCACGUGUUGAAAAUCCGCGUGAGUUCAACCAGUAUGACACGAAUCGAGAUGGACUUGUUGAUGCUCCUGAAUACGAGCGUGGAGAGAUGCGCGAAGGCGACCACCAACAGCGUGAGUUAGACUAG
This is a messenger RNA of Didymodactylos carnosus, 240 nucleotides long. The record is from the annotation of a GenBank genome assembly. Lineage: Eukaryota; Metazoa; Rotifera; Eurotatoria; Philodinida; Philodinidae.